Molecule: messenger RNA, 622 nt
Organism: Camellia sinensis
Lineage: Eukaryota; Viridiplantae; Streptophyta; Magnoliopsida; Ericales; Theaceae
Source: RefSeq, a predicted model, not a curated record
CUCAAUUCUAUCAUUAUCUCUAACAUUUGAAACCCUAAUCCUAGCACUUACUUUCACUUUUGGCAGUCCUUCCCCCAUAUUUUUUGCCACUCCUCAACCCGUCCAAGCCAACCCUGCUAGCCCUAAUUUGAACACCAUCCUUAAAUCUCAAUUCUACUAUCAUUCUUAACAUUUGAAACCCAAAUCCUUAGCCUCUACCUUCAAUUUCUAUGGCACCAUUGCUCUUGUGCCCUCUUUUAGCUGGUGAAUGUGAAUUGGAGGAUGAUUUUGAUGUCAACGGUGAUAAUUCUGCCCAGCUUCUUGCAGCCGCAAAUGCUGCUAAUAAUGCUCAAGCCAUCAUCACAACACUUUUGGAGGAGUAUGAGAACAUUUUUUAUGCUUUUGGAGGUGAUGAUUCAGAUGUUGGAUCCCCCAGGAUUAAUCUCACAGCAACAGCAAAAUCAAAUCCUCCUGUAGAUUCUCAGUCACUUAGAGAGUCUGACAUUCAAUUAAAUAUGUUUCUUUUAGAUUUUAUUUUAUUAUUUUAUUUUUUUUAGGAUUUGGGUGAAUUUUAUAAUUUAAAUAUGUUUUUAUGAACAUGUACAAUUUAAUUGUUCUUUGUAAAAUAUUGAAUUUGAUGGUU